This is a messenger RNA of Megalops cyprinoides (Indo-Pacific tarpon), 2327 nucleotides long. It is a transcript of the gene rrm2b, whose product is annotated as ribonucleotide reductase M2 b. Lineage: Eukaryota; Metazoa; Chordata; Actinopteri; Elopiformes; Megalopidae. The record is from RefSeq and is a predicted model, not a curated record. Gene Ontology annotation, cellular component: cytosol. Bases 89 to 1147 code for a protein of 352 amino acids. Gene Ontology annotation, molecular function: ribonucleoside-diphosphate reductase activity, thioredoxin disulfide as acceptor. Gene Ontology annotation, biological process: deoxyribonucleotide biosynthetic process. The transcript is spliced from 9 exons.
UUUGCGCAUCUGCGUGCGGUCCGGUCGAGGUAGAUGACACGGACUGGGGGCAUAGCAGACCUCCUGUCAGCGGGGGACGAUAUUCGCUAUGGAUUAUGAAAACCUAUUAAACAUGCAACCGGAGAUCAAGGGAAAUCAGAACGGUUACAAAGACGGAGCCCAACAAAACACAGAAGCCGAAAUUGAACCUCUGCUAAGAGAGAACCCCAGGCGCUUUGUCAUCUUCCCCAUUCAAUACGAUGACAUCUGGAAGAUGUAUAAGCAGGCACAAGCAUCAUUCUGGACUGUGGAGGAGGUGGAUUUAUCGAAGGACCUGGUUCACUGGGACCGCCUGAAGCCCGAAGAGAAACACUUCAUCUCCCACGUCCUGGCUUUCUUUGCAGCGAGCGACGGCAUCGUGAAUGAGAACCUGGUCCAGAGGUUCAGUCAGGAGGUGCAGGUCCCAGAAGCACGCUCCUUUUAUGGGUUUCAGAUCCUCAUGGAGAAUGUGCACUCAGAAAUGUACAGCAUGCUAAUCAACACCUACAUUAGGGACCUCAAACAGAGGGACUAUCUGUUUAAUGCCAUCCAGACCAUGCCCUGUGUGAAGAGGAAGGCUGACUGGGCACUCCAGUGGAUCUCUGACAAGAAAUCUACAUUUGGGGAAAGACUGGUGGCCUUUGCAGCAGUGGAGGGGAUCUUCUUCUCUGGGUCCUUUGCAGCUAUCUACUGGUUAAAAAAGAGAGGCUUAAUGCCAGGACUCACGUACUCCAAUGAACUCAUCAGCAGAGAUGAGGGUUUGCACUGUAACUUCGCCUGCCUGUUGUACAGUUACCUUGUAAAGAAGCCUUCAGAGGACAGAGUGAAGGACAUCAUCACCAAAGCAGUCAGCAUCGAGCAGGAAUUUCUGACAGAGGCUUUACCUGUCGAUCUAAUCGGGAUGAACUGCUCCCUGAUGAAGCAGUACAUUGAGUUUGUGGCUGACCGUCUGCUGACAGAGCUGGGAUUGGUCAAGGUAUAUCAUACAGAAAACCCCUUUGACUUCAUGGAAUCCAUCUCGCUGGAAGGGAAGACCAACUUCUUUGAGAAGCGGGUGGCGGAAUACCAGCGACUGGGUGUGAUGUCAAACAUGAUGGACUGUGAAUUCACACUGGACGCAGACUUCUAGUUCUAGCUGGGAUUUUAACCUAUCCUAUUGGGAUACACUUUAGUUUAUUAUAUCAAAUCAAGAAGUAUUACAGAAGGUACUGUUACAUGUUGUUUGUUGCUACAAUUAACCCAGACAUGAAGAAAGGACAGUUUUCUGGGCUUGGUUUACACUAUUACAUAGGUGGUACACUAGUGGCCCUUUAUAGCUUCAUGAGUGGCUCCUAAGAUGGGUGUGAAGGGGGAAGAGAUAUUCAUUACGAAUCGGACAAAUGUUAUUCUUGGGUCUUGUGAAAGAAGUUCAGUUGUAUUACAGCACUGACAAAUAAUAUGGUAUUCUUGAGCAAGAGGUGUUCAGGGUGUCACUGUCAAUUCACCAGAAGCAUACAACCAGCAGAGCAAUGUUUAAUGUUUGGUAAAAUAGUCAUUCCAUCACCUUCCCUCUUGUGAAAUGGAAAUUAAAAAGCAUGCAGAAAUGAUUACAUGGAUAGUAACACUGGGCUGUUCUCAGGAUGCUAGCUAAAUGAAUCGGUUAUUUAAGUUUAUAAAAAAACAUAUAUUCUGUGGCCCUUUCACAUUGUCCUGCUGGCUUCUGUAGCUGCUCUGUGUGUGGUGGCCACCUCUAAUUAUUUGACUGACAGUAUGUUUCCAUUAAACAAAGUUUAUGUCGAUAACUGAUUUAACUGUUCAUUAGGCUUACUUUGUCAGUUCCGCUGCCUUAACUUUUUCUGUGACUACACAUGAAAAUUUGAUGGUUUACAAAUUAGGUUAGCUAGCUAAAAUUCAUUUUGACUUUUGUGAGUACACUUUCAUUGCAAUUCUCUGACUUUUUUGAAACUGACUAAAGAUACCUAAGGCACAACAAAUAUCCAAACUCAUUUGUAGAUACUCCAGUCAUUUUCCACUGUUGGUACACUAAUAGCGAGUCCUAAGGACCGUUUUGCAAGACUCCGCACAUAAAUGUCAUCAGUGAUUAUAUAUGCAAAUACCAUGUCAUAUAAUUUUUAAUUUAUCCGUCAGUCCUAAAUCUUGUAUAAAGGUAGACACAGGAAGUUCCUGUCAAAGCAAAGACAAUGGAACCUGAGAGAGAGGGGAAGAAUUAUGCAAGGGUGUCAAAGGACUACAAGGACAACAAACAUAUCUAAAGACACCCGAGCCACUGUUAUUGGUUAUGACAUAAACCAUGGGUUUUCCCGUGAUUG